CUCCGCCUCCACUGUUCGGUUCCCUCCCCAGCUCUCGUCUCCCGACACUCCAAACCCCACCCAUGGCGGAGCGCCUCGCGUCCUCGGCCUCCCUGCUCCCCAGUGCCGCCUCCCCUUCGUCGUCCACCCGCCGCGCCGCCGUCGCCUCCGGGCUCCGCCUCCGCCCGUCGCCGUCGCGCUUCUCACAGGCUGCGAGGAGAGCGCGCGGUGGCGGUGGCGCCGCCGGGGUGGUGCCGCGGCUGCGGGUGGUCCGAUGCAUGGCGGCGUCGGAGGCCGCGCAGCUCAAGAGCGCGCGGGAGGACAUCAAGGAGAUCCUCAAAACCACCUACUGCCACCCUAUCCUGGUCCGUUUGGGAUGGCAUGAUUCAGGUACAUAUGACAAAAGUAUCGAGGAGUGGCCACAGAGAGGUGGAGCCGACGGAAGCUUAAGAUUUGAUCCUGAGUUGAGUCAUGGAGCCAAUGCUGGUCUUACUAAUGCUUUAAAGCUUAUUCAACCAAUCAAGGACAAAUACCCAGGUAUCACCUAUGCGGAUUUGUUCCAGUUGGCGAGUGCUACAUCAAUUGAGGAAGCCGGUGGCCCGAAACUUCCGAUGAAAUAUGGGCGGGUAGAUAUCACAGCACCUGAGCAAUGUCCACCCGAGGGGAGGCUUCCUGAUGCUGGCCCACGUAUUCCUGCUGAACACCUUAGGGAUGUAUUCUAUAGGAUGGGCCUUGAUGACAAGGAAAUUGUUGCAUUGUCUGGAGCACACACACUUGGAAGGUCACGCCCCGACAGGAGUGGCUGGGGAAAGCCAGAAACAAAAUAUACAAAGGAUGGGCCUGGUGAACCUGGAGGGCAAUCAUGGACAGCAGAAUGGUUGAAGUUUGAUAACAGUUACUUCAAGGACAUAAAAGAGAAAAGGGAUCAGGAGCUUCUAGUAUUGCCUACAGAUGCUGCACUAUUUGAUGACCCAUCAUUCAAGGUAUAUGCGGAGAAGUACGCAGAGGACCAGGGUGCAUUCUUCAAAGACUACGCCGAAGCCCAUGCCAAACUGAGCAACCUUGGUGCAAAGUUUGAUCCUCCUGAGGGAUUCUCGUUGGACGAUGACAAGCGUGCCGCGGCAACCGACGAGAAGCCGGUUGCUGAUCCAGCACCAACGGAUGCUACUAAUGGCACAGGACCGCAACCAGAGCCCUUCGUUGCCGCCAAAUACUCUUACAAGAAGAGAGAGCUAUCCGACACGAUGAAGCAGAAGAUCAGAGCCGAGUACGAGGGCCUUGGAGGCAGCCCAAAUAAGCCUAUGAAGUCCAACUACUUCCUCAACAUUAUGAUCGUGAUCGCAGGAUUGGCAUUCUUGACUUCUCUGGUCGGGAACUAAGAGCGGUGGUCUGACGAGUCUUUUUUUCUUCAUCUGUUGUAAUUAACCAUUUUCCAGGGACUGGUCGGCAUGCAAGAUGAGCAUGUAAAACAAAUGCAAUGCUUUUGGUCAUCUUACGUUGUCUUGAGUUUUCAUCAUUCGAAGUAAAAAGAGACAAAACCAGUAAAUUGCUGGAAACACUGAACCGAUCGAUCAACAAAUCGAUAUGAUACCUGAUUACAAGAUGGA
This is a messenger RNA of Triticum dicoccoides, 1586 nucleotides long. Its product is annotated as probable L-ascorbate peroxidase 8, chloroplastic. The transcript has 12 exons. The record is from RefSeq and is a predicted model, not a curated record. Gene Ontology annotation, molecular function: peroxidase activity; heme binding. Gene Ontology annotation, biological process: response to reactive oxygen species; cellular response to oxidative stress; hydrogen peroxide catabolic process. Lineage: Eukaryota; Viridiplantae; Streptophyta; Magnoliopsida; Poales; Poaceae. The coding region runs from base 63 to 1358 and encodes 431 amino acids.